Corticium candelabrum is the source of this 1556-nucleotide messenger RNA. Its product is annotated as DNA primase small subunit-like. Gene Ontology annotation, biological process: DNA replication, synthesis of primer. The record is from RefSeq and is a predicted model, not a curated record. Bases 54 to 1304 code for a protein of 416 amino acids. The transcript has 11 exons. Gene Ontology annotation, cellular component: alpha DNA polymerase:primase complex. NCBI's taxonomy places the organism in Eukaryota, Metazoa, Porifera, Homoscleromorpha, Homosclerophorida, Plakinidae.
AAAUUCCCGCGCUUUGUUGUAUUAUAUUGGGUCAAGGUGCCGGCAUCGAGAAGAUGGAAGUGAAAGCGGAUGGCGGUGCUUUCGUUGAAUUCAGCGGUUCCGAUCUGCCGGAGCUUCUCAAAGUGUAUUACAAGCGAUUGUUCCCGUUUCAUCAUUUCUACCGCUGGUUGUCGUACGGAAACGUUUCUAAAACAUACUUUCUCCACCGGGAAUUCUCGUUCACUCUAAAAGACGACAUCUACGUGAGAUAUCAGUCAUUCAAAGACCAAGCAGAGAUGGAGCGAGAAAUCCAGAAGAUGCUGCCCUACAAAAUAGACAUCGGGGCUGUCUACACUCUCAAGCCUAAAGAACACAAGGCAGUAAAGGCAACGGCUUUUCAGCCGUUAGAGAAGGAGUUGGUGUUCGAUAUUGAUAUGACGGAUUAUGAUGACGUUCGGACGUGUUGCAGCGGGGCUGGUAUAUGUGUGAAGUGUUGGCCGUUGAUGAAGGUGGCAGUUCGUAUUAUUGAUUUGGCGUUGAAAGAUGACUUUGGAUUUUCUCAUUGUCUAUGGGUGUACAGUGGUCGUCGUGGCGUCCACUGUUGGGUGUGUGAUGACACAGCAAGGAAACUUUCAUCAACAGCCAGAUCAGCUAUAGCAGAGUACUUGAGUGUAGUGAAGGGUGGCGAGAGUCAAGUGCGGAAGGUGCAGCUUCACAGUCCCCUUCACCCAUCAUUGCAGCGAGCUGAAGAAAUUGUUAAAGACAAAUUUAAAAAACUUGCACUAGAAAACCAAGACAUACUGGGGAUGCCAGAGCAAGCAGAGAAGGUUCUUGCUCUCAUACCAGACACAACUAUUCAGGAUGAAGUACGUCAGCGGUGGUCGAAAACACACAGAGUUACAUCAGAACAUCGAUGGGAAGAUGUGGUGGCCACACUAAAGUCUGCAUCUGGUUCUCACAAUAAAUGGAAGUUGAAUAUUUGUCUGACAGAAAUUAUGUUUCAAUAUAUUUAUCCUCGAUUGGAUGUUAAUGUUAGUAAAGGCAUCAAUCAUUUGUUGAAGAGUCCGUUUUGUGUGCAUCCAAAGACAGGUCGUGUUUGUGUUCCCUUCGAUGCAGACAACGUAGAAACUUUUGACCCAUUUGCUGUCCCAACCAUCAGUCAAUUAUGUUAUGAGCUGGACCAAGUAGAGUCAGGGAAACGAGCAGAUUGGCGAACAACAAGUUUGAAAAAGAGUGUUGACGUUUUUGCGAGAUUUCUACAGCAUAUGGAAAAAAGUUGGUCGCCAAAAAGGAAAGCAGCACAAGAUGCAUCAGGCGAGUGGUAGACUGGACACUCUGAUGUCUAUGCUAAACGAUCUUGUAGGACAAGUUGUAUAAUACAUUUACAUGAAGUUGUCAUCUGGUAAUGGACAAUAUGUGAUUGCAUCUACUACAAGAAACGCAUUGUGUUUGCUGUUAAUUCGUCUUAAAUUUUUUUACUUGUUGGGACUUCUUUCUCUUUGUAGAGAAACGUUGAUAAGGGUUUUCAUAUACAUACUUUGUCCUUCUAUUGCAAAUAAAUUUACAAGCCUAGUCAA